Leguminivora glycinivorella is the source of this 6274-nucleotide messenger RNA. It is a transcript of the gene Khc-73, whose product is annotated as kinesin-like protein KIF13B. Gene Ontology annotation, biological process: microtubule-based movement; cytoskeleton-dependent intracellular transport. Lineage: Eukaryota; Metazoa; Arthropoda; Insecta; Lepidoptera; Tortricidae. Gene Ontology annotation, cellular component: kinesin complex; microtubule. The record is from RefSeq and is a predicted model, not a curated record. Gene Ontology annotation, molecular function: ATP hydrolysis activity; microtubule binding; microtubule motor activity.
AUGUAAAAACAACAUGGCGGACGGGCAGUGUCAAUUUGGGAACGUCGUGAUCAUAACGUAAAAUAAUGGAUUUUGUUGUUUUAGAAUAUGGGUGAAUAUGUGCAAUAAAUUUAUUAUACUUUGAUGUGCUAAGUGUUGUGUUUUGAUUGUAUUUGUGUAAAUUAAGUGAAACAAUGGCCUCGGAUAAGAUAAAAGUAGCCGUUCGGGUACGACCCUUUAACAGGCGAGAACUAGAACUCGGCACACAAUGCGUGGUGGACAUGGAACAACAGCAGACGGUGCUGCAGUACCCACAGGCUCACGACAAAGACAGAAAACAACCAAAGACGUUCGCGUUCGACCACUGCUUCUUCUCACUCGACUCUUCGCUCCCCAACUUCGCUUCUCAGAAGACCGUCUUCGAAUGCCUGGGGCGGGACAUCCUCGACAAUGCCUUCGACGGGUACAACGCCUGCAUAUUCGCGUACGGACAGACAGGUUCCGGCAAAUCGUACACGAUGAUGGGAGCUCCCGGGGCUGAUGAAGGCGGCAUCAUCCCCCGGCUGUGCGACGCCCUGUUCGAGAGGAUAGCCCGCCAGCAGUCACCGCCCGCACUCACUUAUAAGGUGGAGGUGUCCUACAUGGAGAUAUACAACGAACGAGUACACGAUCUUCUCGACCCGGAGACGACGCGCCGAUCCCUGCGCGUGCGCGAGCACGCCGUCCUCGGGCCGUACGUCGAUGGGCUGUCACAGCUGGCUGUCACGUCGUUUCAGGACAUCGACAACCUCAUGACAGAAGGCAACAAGUCCCGGACAGUCGCCGCCACAAACAUGAACAGCGAGUCAUCUCGCUCGCACGCUGUCUUUAGCGUAGUACUAACACAAACGCUGUGCGACGCUGCGACUGGCGUUACUGGGGAGAAAGUCGCGCGAUUGUCGCUGGUGGAUCUGGCUGGCUCGGAGCGGGCGGUGAAGACGGGAGCGGUUGGGGAUCGGUUGAAGGAAGGAUCUAAUAUUAACAAAUCACUAACAACACUGGGCCUGGUCAUAUCGAAGUUAGCGGACCAGUCGUCAGGCAAGCCUAAUAAGGACAAAUUCGUGCCGUACAGAGACUCCGUGCUUACUUGGCUGUUGAAGGACAACCUUGGGGGCAACAGCAAAACUGUCAUGGUAGCAACGAUAUCCCCAGCGGCCGAUAACUACGAAGAAACAUUAUCUACCCUUCGCUACGCCGACCGAGCGAAGAGAAUCGUCAACCAUGCCGUUGUCAACGAAGAUCCCAACGCCAGGAUCAUCAGGGAGCUUAGACAAGAGGUCGAGGCUCUUAAGGAGAUGCUUAAACAUGCCACGGGUUCGCCAGUGGGUGAAGACGUACAUGAACAAUUAGCGCAGAGCGAACAUCUGAUGAAGGAAAUGUCCAGGACAUGGGAAGAGAAACUUGUUGAAACAGGUCGAAUACAAAGCGAGCGCCAACACGCACUAGAAAAAAUGGGUAUCAGCGUGCAAGCGAGCGGUAUUCAAGUGGAGAAAAACAAGUACUAUCUCGUCAACUUGAACGCUGACCCGUCGCUCAACGAACUUCUGGUGUAUUAUCUAAAGGAUCGAACCAUGGUCGGUGCCGACAGUUCAGCAGACAUCCAGCUCUCCGGUCUCGGCAUUCAACCCCACCACUGCCAACUAAUCCUGGAGGGGGGAGGCCUAAACAUGGAACCCGUAGGGGCGGCGAGAUGUUUCGUCAACGGGACCCCUGUGGUGUCUAGAGUGAGAUUAGGACACGCGGAUAGGAUACUGUGGGGGAACCAUCACUUCUUCAGGGUCAACUGUCCGAAGACUACCACUGCGGCCUCCGAACCACAAACUCCAGCGCAGCCAAUCGAUUACAACUUCGCUCGGGAUGAAAUUAUGCUCAAUGAGCUCAGCAACGACCCCAUACAGACAGCCAUAUCGAGGCUUGAGAAGCAACAUGAGGAAGAUAAACAAGUGGCGUUAGAAAAACAACGACAGGAGUAUGAGCGACAAUUCCAGCAGCUAAGAAACAUUCUGUCUCCAACUACUCCCUACCCGCCUUACUCAUACGACCCCCUCAAACUAGGAAAAAUGCCAGCCUGUACUCCAACAACAGCCGCUCGCGUCGAGCGCUGGGCCGCCGAGCGAGACGACACAUUCAAGCGUUCCCUCGGGCGCCUUAAGGCCGAUAUACUUCGUGCCAACGCUCUAGUUCAGGAGGCCAACUUCUUAGCUGAAGAGAUGAGGAGGAACACGCGGUUUAGCGUGACACUGCAGAUACCGCCGCAGAACUUGAGUCCUAAUAGAAAGCGCGGCGCAUUCGUCUCGGAGCCAGCUAUCAUGGUGAAACGGCCCGGGCGCGGCGCGCAAGUGUGGUCCAUGGAGAAACUGGACAACAAGCUGGUGGAUAUGAGGGAGAUGUAUGACGAGUGGCGGCGGCUGCAGAGAGACGGAGACGAGCCUCCAGCAGAAAAAGCCAUCGACCCAUUUUACGAGUCGCAAGAAAACCACAACCUGAUCGGCGUUGCUAACGUGUUUCUGGAAGCGCUGUUCCAUGACGUCACUCUCGAUUAUCACACGCCCAUCAUCAGCCAGCAGGGAGAAGUUGCGGGCAGGUUACAGGUGGAGAUCAGCAGAGUGGCUGGCCAGUUCCCUCAAGAUAGAAUUUGUGAGGCAGCGUCAGAUAGUUCGGGAGACAUGCGAGAUGAUGAGGACCCUUCGGAUCCUGCUACUCAGCAGGUGACAAUCCGCGUAGCCAUCAAGCAAGCGACCGGCCUACCUCCCUCGCUGUCUCAUUUCGUGUUCUGCCAGUACUCGCUGCUCGGGGAGGCGGUGGUGGUGGCGCCACAUGUCGGCGACGCCGCGCCAGCUCCGUCGUCGCCGCGAGCCGCCGCCGCGCCUAAUGUGCACUUCGACCACGAGCAGGACCACACGCUCACGCUUACUGAGGAGUUUAUUGAACAUUGUGCAGAGGGCGCCCUCUCCAUCGAAGUCUGGGGCCACCGUUCGGCUGGCUUCAGCCGCGGCCGCGGCAACUGGGAGGUGGAACAACAACAGCUGGCCAAAGCACGCUCGUUGGCUGACCGCUGGGCAGAGCUGACUAGGAAGAUCGAGCUGUGGGUCGAGAUACAUGAGCUGAAUGAUCAGGGCGAAUACGCUCCUGUUGAGGUUGUGUCUCGACCAGACAUGGUAACCGGUGGCGUGUAUCAACUUCGUCAGGGGCAGCAACGCCGAUUAGCCGUCAGGGUUAGGCCAGCACAUAACUCAGGAACUUUACCCAUCAUCUGUCAGCACAUCGUCAGCGUUGAAGUGGGCUCCGUUAGCGUUAGAUCUCGCCUCCAAAAGCCAUUGGAUUCGUACCAAGAGGAAGAUUUGGCCGUGCUCAGAGAGCGAUGGAGCGACGCGCUCGCGAGGCGACGACAACAUUUACACGCGCAGCUACAAAAACUAGUGAAUAUGUCGCCGUCAAUGAAGAGCGAACGAGAUAUGGAGCGGGAACAAUCGCUAGUCGAGCAGUGGGUUUCCCUCACCGAAGAACGAAACGCGGUUUUGGUGCCGAGCCCUGGCAGUCCUAUCCCUGGUGCGCCGGCCGCGUGGAAUCCACCACCAGGCAUGGAGCAACAUAUACCAGUUUUAUUCCUGGACCUCAAUGCUGACGACCUAACAACCCACCCGUCGGGCGAAGAAGUGACCGUUGCGGGUCUCCACUCCAUCCUACCCAAGGAGCACGGGAACAAGUUCUACGAACUCCAGAUAUUGCACCACCACGACAAAGAUGUCUCCGCCAUCGCGUCAUGGGACUCAUCCAUUCAUGACUCUCAGUAUCUUAACAGGAUUACUGAAGCCAACGAACGCGUGUACCUGAUCCUAAAGACCACCGUUCGCCUUUCUCACCCCGCGCCCAUGGAUCUUAUACUGCGCAAGCGGCUCGGGCUCAACAUUUACAAGCGGCAGUCGCUCACUGACAGGAUACGCAAGAAGAUUGUCAGAGUGGACCAGUUAACGCAGACCGGAGUGACAUACGAGGUGGUGUCCAACAUCCCAAAGGCCUCCGAGGAGUUGGAAGACAGGGAGAGUCUCGCCCAGAUCGCUGCUACGGGCGAAGAAGCCAGCGCUGCUGAUGGGGAAACCUUCAUAGAGAAAUACACCCGCGGCGUAAGCGCAGUGGAAAGCAUACUGACGCUCGACCGAUUACGCCAGAGUGUCGCCGUGAAGGAAUUGGAGCAAGCGCGCGGACAGCCCGUCACUAUGCGCAAGACCGCUUCUGUGCCUAACUUCUCACAGCUGACGCAGGCGCUCGACAGCGCGGCGAAGGGCGGAGCCAACAUCAUGCGCCUAGACUCGUCAUUCGAGUCGCUCGGCGUGGCGGGCCGCUCGGGCAGCGUGGCGGACUUGGCCGACGAGCCCCGACGCGUGCGCCACUCCUACGCCGCGCCGGCGCACAACGACCCCGACCUGCCCACGCCUACUAAGCCGUUUGGACUCGGCUCAUUCCUCUCAGCGCGGCCCACGUUCCUAAACUUGAACUUGAACCUCAACUCGCUGCGACUGCAGACGCCCAGCAAGUCAUCCCCGGCCAGUGGUAAGCUGGGUCUGCGCAUGACGACCCUUCACGAAGAGCCCGGGAGGAGGAAUGACGAUGACUCUCAUUCUGAACCUGAGUGUGCUGCCGACGCUCUCACUACUCCAAGGGAACAUAGACAGCGCGCACGGACAUCGCGUGGGUUCCUGCCGACAUCGAAGACGUUGGACUCCCUACAUGAGCUCGCUUGCGAACGGGUGCCCACUAAGAACUCGCCAUCGAUAUCAUCCAGCGGCUACGGUUCCCAAGCAGUGUCUUCGACAAACCUGACGAACGACGAUACACUGUCUAUUCGCAGCAUGUCUGUGGACGAUACGCCCGAUUUCGACAAGUCGGAGUACGCAUUACGGACGAAAACGUCUAUCUCUGGGCUGAGGAAUGAGAUUACUGAGCUACGCAACGAUAUUAGUGAAUUGAAAAACGACAUCGUCGAAUCAAAACACGAACUAGACACGACGUACGAAAAAAGACCGGUCACACCGGGCGGGCGACGGAUCAACCCGUUCAUGCGAGACUGUGAAAACGGGAUGGUCGACCCGUUAGGGGCUAUCCCUGUGGAGAACUUGAGUGUUGCCAGCCCGCCGCCCGCUGAGCAGAGUGUCAAUGGCGAGCAUGAGACUUCAGGAGAAGCUGAUGUGGAAUCUGUGAGCUCGGAACAGAGUCAUGACACGGAGCGCAGUCGAGAAGCAUCGUCGGUUGGGGAAAGUGAUUCGACCUCUGGGGACCACGUCAAAACUCAGCUGCCAGCCGGCAAGGUUGUCCGUCGCCGAGCAACCAACUCAUCGCGCAGCGGAGCGCGCGCCUCGCACCCUGGCAACCGCCCCCGCUCCGCCAUAGAACCCGGCCAGCACGCUCAGAACUAUGUUCACAAUCUUAACAAGACGCUACACGACACACCAGCGUCUUCUACAGAACGGAUCGGAGAUGACGAGUCAUCAGAAACUCUCCUGCAUACGGCACCCGACUGGCUCACAGUAGGCGAGAGCGUGUCGCUCCGCCUCAGCAGCAGCACCGGCGUCGUGGCGUAUGUAGGGCCCGCGCACUUCGCACAAGGCCUGUGGGUCGGCCUUGAACUGGAUGCGCCUACUGGUAAAAACGACGGCUCAGUCGGUGGUACCCGCUACUUCCAAUGCCGACCAAGACACGGUAUCUUCGUGCGUCCUGACAAGCUGGUGCAAGACAGGCGAGGCCGAUCCGCCCGCCAGUAUAGAGAUAACGAGCUCAAACGAGCUGGAAGCAAAGGAGAAGGCCUACACAACUUACACAGAUCGAGGAGUCGCGGCGAAAGCAUAAACGUCGUGGGCACCAAAACUAGAAGCAAAUAAUUCACCCUCACGUCCAUAACGCCGUACCAUACCUUGUAGAGUACAACCAUGUGUAUAAGUUACUGUACUGCACGAACAACUUUAGUUGUGUACCUGCCAGUGAUUUGGCCAAUCAGAGCGCGGAAUGAAUACGCGCGAAGCGUCCUCGAUCGCUAUUGGUUGUUGCGCGACAGAGGUGGCAUGCGAUUGGUUAAGUUAGUUUAAAAAUGGCCGAUGUAACUUAUAUCUAUGGUUUUACUGUAUGGACCGAAUUAUAAAUAUACGUCCACCACCCUGUUUCGUUUGUUUUAGCAAAUGGUGCUUUCUAUGUAGUUUUCUGUUGCAUGAUAAAUUAAAAGUUUGAAAUGUUGAUGUUAUCGGAUGUAGGCUUUAAUUUAUUA